GAAACCAGAGGUGUGGGCGCUGGUAUUUUUUGCAGAGCUGCAGAACAUCGUUAAAGUGAUAAACAGUUGCAAUAAGCCAUUACCUGCACACGUUAAUGUAAUUAGUAAACAAACUUGUGGCAAGCGUCGAGCUCCUGCGUCAGACUUUACGCACCAUGCGCCCUGUGUGACUAGAAGCUGAUUUCGCAUCUUUGCGCGCAGUGAUGUUGUAUACCGGAGACAGUGCCUGAAUGAAGAGACCGUGCAGUUUGCUUUGGAUUCAUAGUGUCACGCUGACACGGACGCUACAACCAGUUCUGUACAUUACACAAGAUUGAAGAAAAAAACACAACUUUCUUUCCCUGCUUCUUCCUGAUCUCCCUGCAGUCAGUCUCCUCCACCACCUUCAUCUUGAAGGAGUUCCGGUGUUGCAGCCAUGCCAAAGAACACCAAGGUGACCCAGCGGGAGCACAGUAAUGAGCCAGUCACUGAGUCGGUGGCUGACCUGCUGUCCCUGGAGCACCCCAUGGACUAUAAGAGCAGUCAGAUGAGUAUGGGUUUGAGUCCUGGCUCUACCGCUCCAGUGAAGGCCCUGAUACCCUCCCCUGACCCCGACGCCGAGGACGGCAGACCGGCCUGGAACAACAAGCUGGAGUACAUCCUGGCCCAGGUGGGCUUCUCUGUAGGCCUAGGUAACGUCUGGAGGUUCCCCUACCUGUGCCAGAAGAACGGUGGAGGUGCAUACCUGGUGCCCUACUUUAUUCUCCUCCUCCUCAUCGGCAUCCCCCUGUUCUUCCUGGAGCUGGCAGUGGGACAGAGGAUCAGGCGUGGCAGCAUCGGGGUGUGGAACUACGUCUGCCCACAGCUGGGAGGCAUCGGGGUUUCCAGUCUGAUGGUUUGCGGUUUUGUGGGCCUCUACUAUAAUGUGAUUAUCGGCUGGAGCAUCUUCUAUUUCUUCCAGUCUUUCCAGUAUCCACUGCCUUGGGCUGAAUGCCCCAUCCAGAGAAAUGGAUCCCUAGCCAUCGUGGAGCCGGAGUGUGAGAAGAGCUCGGCCACCACUUACUUCUGGUACCGCCAGACUCUCAACAUCACCAGCUCGAUCGAUGACACCGGCGGCCUGAACUGGAAGAUGACCCUGUCCCUUCUGGUAGCUUGGAUCUUGGUCUGCCUGGCUGUCAUCAAGGGCAUCCAGUCCUCUGGGAAGGUGAUGUACUUCAGCUCUCUCUUCCCAUAUGUGGUGCUUUUCUGUUUCCUGGUGCGAGGUUUGAUGCUGAAGGGAGCGGUGGAUGGCAUCGCUCACAUGUUCACCCCUAAGCUGGAAAAGAUGUUGGAGCCGCAGGUUUGGAGAGAAGCAGCCACGCAGGUCUUUUUCGCUCUCGGUCUUGGCUUCGGAGGCGUCAUCGCUUUCUCCAGCUACAACAAGCGAGACAACAACUGCCACUUUGAUGCAACGCUGGUCUCCGUCAUUAACUUUGUCACCUCCAUCCUGGCCACUUUAGUUGUGUUUGCGGUCCUGGGGUUCAAAGCGAACAUCAUGAACGAGAAGUGUGUUGUCGAUAAUGCAGAGAAGAUUUUGGGCUUCCUAAACACAGGUGUGCUGAGCAAAGAGCUCAUCCCUCCUCACAUCAACUUCUCCCACCUGUCCUCCCAGGACUACGCAGAGAUGUACGGUGUCAUUAAGACGGUUAAGGAGGACAGCUUUGACCAGCUGGGCCUGGACGCCUGUGUGCUGGAGGACGAACUCAACAAGGCGGUUCAGGGCACUGGUCUGGCAUUCAUCGCCUUCACAGAGGCCAUGACACAUUUCCCUGGCAGUCCCUUCUGGUCUGUCAUGUUCUUCUUCAUGCUGAUCAACUUGGGUCUGGGAAGCAUGAUCGGCACCAUGACUGGCAUCACCACACCCAUACUGGAUGCUUUCAAGAUCCGCAAAGAGAUCCUGUGUGUGGCUUGCUGUAUCAUAGCCUUUCUGUUAGGCCUGCUGUUUGUGCAGCGCUCGGGGAACUACUUUGUCACAAUGUUUGAUGACUACUCGGCUGGUUUGCCUCUCACUGUGGUGGUGAUCCUGGAAAACAUCUCUGUAGCCUGGAUCUACGGCACUAAGAGGUUCAUGCAGGACCUGGAGGACAUGCUUGGUUUCAGGCCUUACUCCUUCUAUUACUACAUGUGGAGAUUCGUGUCGCCAGCUGUCCUGGUGUUGCUCAUUAUCUCCACUGUCAUUGAGAUGGCCGUUAGUCCUGCAGGAUACAACGCCUGGGUGGAGGCUGAGGGCGCAGAGCGUUUCCAAAGCUACCCUCCCUGGGCUUUAGCUAUGGCCUACUCCCUCAUCGUGGUGGCCAUGCUGCCUUUACCCCUCGUCUUUAUUGUUCGCCACUUCAACCUGAUCUCAGACGGCUCAAACAAGCUGUCCGUCUCCUACCGUAAAGGCAUGAUGAAGGACAUCUCCAACCUCGAAGAACAGGACGAGCAGCGCUUCAUCCUCAGCAAGAAGCUCAGCGAGGCUCCUUCCCCGAUGCCUACCCACCGUGCUUACCUGGGCCCCGGCGGCACCCAGGAGAUGACCAACACCAACUACGGCACCAGCACCAAGACGGGCUACCAGAACAUCGGCUCGCCGGAGUCUGAGCUAUGAUCCACUGAGCUCAUAGAUCCUCCCAUCCAUUAAACCCCAGCCUUGCUUAGAGAGAGGGAGACAGAGGAAGAAAGGGAGGAACAGAGGAAGUCAAGAGGCAAUGAAAAUCCACUGUUGUUGCAGCGUUCAUCACACUUUAACCCCCAGAGCUGAAUCUCUCUAUCCCCCCUUCUCUGCCCCUACGCUCCACGCCUUUGGUUCUUCCCUGCCAUAGGAUCCAUGCUGCCAGUUGCCUGUCAAUCCCAGCUGUAAUGAAGGGAUUAUGGGAAUGUGAGUCCCACCAGAUAUGACGACAUUUUCCAUUUGUCAAAGUAAAAGGGGGGCAGAGAGAGAGGGACAUAGACAGGAACAGAGGGAGGAGUGAAGCUUAGAAAGGUCCACUGAGGGCUUAGAUACUACAAGCUUUGUUUUGUAAUAAGCUCUGGCUGAGGUUAAGGUAUGUGCAGCGCUAAAAUGCUUUACGUUGUACUAAACUGUGUGUUGACCAGUUUGGAGAAGGUUCUUUUUGAGACAGUUAGAUGUUCCUAACAUCUUAUUAUUCUGGUUCAGUUGUAUACAAUUAUUUGUGGGGUUAGGAUUGAUGGAAGGAGACUCAGAAAGAAAACUUAUUUCCAUGAUCAGUAUCACCGUAUGAGAACAUUUCUCAUCUAGAAAGCCAACGUAUUACAAAUGCAUUCAUAUCAGUAGGUAGUAAGUCUUAUAGUGUAAACAGUGUUCCAAGCACAUUACAUCUUUAAUGUGCCUAUCAUGCAUCCGCAAUAAUAACCAGUCAAUGUAGGGUCCUCAUAAAACUGUGGAUCUCCUUCUAUCCCUACUUUCCCCACUGAUGUAGAAUACUGUACAUAUGUGUUGUGCAAUAGUCUGAGAUGUCACCGUAAAUCGUGUAUAUACAUCACAGAAGUGCAAAACUAUUUGCUUCUUCAUUUCUUCUCCAUGAAUACCGAAGCACAGACACCCACUGUCGUUUUAGAGCAUCUCUGAGCCUUAACACAGAGCAGCACUUCUCUUUUAAACAACCUUUCUUCUUGAGAACUAAGGCUCUGGAGCUGUUGCCAACAGCACUGCACACAUUGUCUCGCUGCUGUUCCAGUCGCAGCUGGUCUAGACAAAGCUUUUCCAUUUGAAUCAAUCAAUUUAAUCAAGCGAUUCCAUUUUAAUCAAUGCCAUAGAAGGGCAGAGGUGGCAGUGCACGAGUAGAGAUAAGCAGAGCGGCAUCAUACUCGUCUGUCUGUGUGUUAAUGAGGCAGACCUAGAAGGAAUUGGAAAAUGUGAGUUUGUGUACGUGCCUGUGCAAGUGUGCGUGCGUCAGUGUGUCGUCUGCCACUGAAUGAGAGCUCCCGGUGACCCUGCCUCUUUAAAAAUAGAGCAGCGUUACCCAGGUAAGCCGUGGCAACGCACCAUAGAUACAGAUCCUCUUCUGAUGUGAAGGAGGAAGAGACAAGUGGACAUCUUGCUUUGUCGGCUCCACCUGCACAACUGUGUACUCAGCAAUACACACAAUAUAUUUUACUGUUGAGGCCCUACAAGAAUAUAUCUCUAAUGUUUUACAGUGCAUUGAGUAAGAGGUUCACUGCCAUGCCGUGUUUGGGUUUAAUUGUUGUACAUUCCUCAAAUUGUAACCACUACGGAUUUCAUAAAAUGUACACUUUGAUGUAUUUUUGUGAACUGAGGUGUGAAAAGUUUUAUCCUAAAAAAAAAAAAAAAAAAUGUCUAUAAUCUUGUAUGACAAUGUAUGUUUAGGGGUAUAAUAUGGAAAUUGUGCAAUGAUAUAAAUAUUUGGACUAAGUGGUAAUACACAGAUUUCAUCACUGGAUGUCUCUGUUGACCAGCAGAGGAGCCAAUGACUCUCUGUCUCUCGUGGCCCCUCCCUGAGACAACACCAAUACUUGAGACUGAACAGAUGUAGUGUGAAGCACAGUCAGUCACAUUGUUUGGUGCCUGAACAGCAUCUCUGUUGUCUGUUUGCCUUAUGCUUUUCUCAGUUUGGUUCAUCUCAUUCACUUGAGCACUUUAAUUAGGUAGAGACCCUGGAGUUGUUUGUCAAGUGCAGGUUGGACAAAAGCUUUGUCAGUAAUCACAAGAAUGCUGUCACAGAAUAUGUAUUGGUUAGAAAUAUUUAUAUAUAGUGACAGAUUGAGGGCUGAAUGGAGGCACAAUACACAAAUGUAUCACAAGCCACUUUGUCAGACACAUCUGGUUUCUUGUGUGUUAGUUAAGCAGAUUGUUUUCUGUAAACUUUGAGCAUUUUAACAAUAAUGUUUCAUCUUAUAUUGUUAAGAGCGUGUUGAUGCGUUGAAUUUUUGCCUGUUAUCACGCCAGUGUGGAUUGAUGCCAUUGGCUAGCUCCUAGGUCUUCCUAUUUUACAUAAUGUAAGUCUUGACCAAUGCCUACGCUAUUACAUGGCUCUUACUAUCUGCUUAGGUUUCAGGCUACAGUACCAAGUACUUAGUGUUAUUGGUUGAUAACUUAGAAAUGAUAUUGGGAGACUUCAAAGAUGACGACCAGUCCGAUGAGUUCAAAUCAAAUGCAGCUUUAUUCAAACAGUGAACAAACUCUCAUGACAAUGAGGCAACCAUGAGCAUGAAUGUACACCUGCAUGCACAAAUACCAAACCUAUCACUUAGUAGUGCCUACAGUAGCUGUGAUAUAUUUCUUGGUAUAUACUGAAGUGAUGAAUAAUAUAAUUCCCUACUGAUCUACAAAACACCUUAACAUAAUUUAUAUUCCCUACUGUCUCUCAAAGAUCUGUAUGUUCUUUUUUGUAAUAAUAAUGUGAGGGUUUAAGUAGUGAAAGCCUUCAUUGCAGGGAGUAAAGGGCAGUAUGUGAACCACUGUGAAAACAAAACAAUAGAAAAACAAAGGGAUCUUUCCACACUAGUCUCCCCCUAAAUCACAGGAAAGGUGGUUGCUCUCCAUCCUGAAUGCAUUAGGAUCUUACAAAUGAACAUGUAAACACACAUUAGCCAGAGUAUAGCUUGCUCAGUUGCUAAAAAUGAGUGUGCAAAAACAUGCAGAACUACUGUGAUAACAUGUACAAGAAACCAGAUGUUUUUGGUCAAUUGGCUUGCAACACAAAUGACAUAACCUCAGGUGAAGGCACUCUCCUGAACUCACCUGCAGCUAAAAAACUCUGACACACCAGGGCACAUUAAAGCACAUUAAAGCACAUUUAUGGAAGCACAGGAAAGUGAGCACAAAGGAGUUCCAUGCCUUGGUGAGCAAGCUCCAGUCAAUGAGUUAAAAAUAGAGUGUGGGUGAUCUGGAUGAUGAAACCUGUAGAUUAUGUUAGUUAUGGUCUAAUUCCUGCAUCCUCCAAGGGGUCACUGGAGGAUAAGUCUGCACACUGAAAUGCACUGCCAUCUACAUAAGAAGCUAAACUGCACCAUUAUAGUUUGUUCUAACUAUAGAUUGAUCUGCACAAUAAAUACAUAAGAGGUGACAACCGUGAGCUUAUACUGGUUUGGAGGAAAGAGCACAAUCAAAACACAUGAGUUCAUAGAGUCUUUUGAAAACAGCAAUCUCAAGUUUAAACCCCUGGCUUAUUUCAAUACAUGUUUGCCACAUUUCGCCUAGGAGUUCCUACUUCUCCACACCAGGCACAGCAGGUCUUGCCUCUAACAUUAAAUACACUGUUGAAAUACUCUGCCCAGUGGAAAAAUGUCUUAUAUUGGUUAAAAUUUGCUCAGUAAAAAGAUAUUGGCAUUUAGUAGGCUAUUGAUAUUGGAUAUUUAUUGUUGAAAACUCCAACUCCAGGGUUUCUUUGUCUUGUCCAUGUGUCAGUUGUGUUGCAUUAUGUACUACAAAGCAACUUCUAGAUUACUGUAACUCAGUUGAAUUACUGUGAAUAACGCAACAAAAAUAGAGUAAUUGUGUUUUAAUUUAAUUGUGCAAAUAGUCUUUAUGUGAACAAAUCCAUAGUUAUAUUUAUAGUAUUUAAGACAUGAGAUGUAUUUAAUCUGUACAUAUUGAUGUACAUUCUGAUAAAUCCACACUGAGUAUAGUAUAGCAUAUAGUAAGAGUGACCGGGUGUAUACUUGAGCUGUAAAUAAUAAUUGUAUAUUUUGAUAUAUUUUUUGAUUUUUGUACUGUAGGUAAUGUUACUUUGCUGUCUGUUGGUUUCUGUGUGUGUGGUUGUGGUUGUUCUCAAUCAAAAUAGCUGACUGUGUGUGUGUGUGUGUGUGUGUGUGUGUGUGUGUGUGUGUGUGUGUGUGUAAAGUAAGAGUAUAUGUAGGUUUUUGGUGUUUAAAUGUGUGUUUUUUCUCCUCUCUCUGUGUUGUGUGCUGCUGAUCUAAUCCAGUAGAUAAAAUCCUGUCGUUACAGUGAACUGGGACCACUAAUGUAAGCAAUCUCUGCUCUGUUUUUCUUACUGGAACUACAGCGGCUUCCAGCACAAAACUGACAACACAACCAGAAGGAAAUGUUUGAGUAUAUAUAGUCAAACAUUUCCUUCUGAUUGUUCAGUCGGAAUCUGUGUGUGAAGAUUCAGGUUGUUAUAACAUUGAUACAGAAACUGAAGUUCUUUGGUUGAAGAGAGUGAUGAACUGUACAAAAAUGAUGAA
This is a messenger RNA of Perca flavescens (yellow perch), 7167 nucleotides long. It is a transcript of the gene slc6a17, whose product is annotated as solute carrier family 6 member 17. The record is from RefSeq and is a predicted model, not a curated record. Gene Ontology annotation, biological process: proline transport; sodium ion transmembrane transport; alanine transport. Lineage: Eukaryota; Metazoa; Chordata; Actinopteri; Perciformes; Percidae. The transcript has 12 exons. The coding region runs from base 416 to 2608 and encodes 730 amino acids. Gene Ontology annotation, cellular component: synaptic vesicle; plasma membrane.